Messenger RNA from Anopheles coustani, 1723 nucleotides. It is a transcript of the gene shv, whose product is annotated as dnaJ homolog shv. The record is from RefSeq and is a predicted model, not a curated record. Gene Ontology annotation, cellular component: endoplasmic reticulum. The transcript has 3 exons. Gene Ontology annotation, biological process: protein folding; protein maturation. Gene Ontology annotation, molecular function: misfolded protein binding. Bases 196 to 1272 code for a protein of 358 amino acids. NCBI's taxonomy places the organism in Eukaryota, Metazoa, Arthropoda, Insecta, Diptera, Culicidae.
GCAGCUCGUGGAGUUUGCAAGCUUGACGUUAGCUUGCGAAGAAACCGCACAGAUUACCGUAAUUGUUGACUCGGCUAGUUUUAAUCGCAUUCUCGAUGCAUAUUUGAGUCGAAAUCUAUUCGUUGUUUGCCUAGCGUGCGUGGAGAUUAUUGAGUAGUCAAUUAGGAAAACUAGCUACGUGUAAGAUUAGUGAAAAUGAAACCAUUUAAUUUUUGCUUCACGCUGCUGAUCGGCGCAGCGGUAUUGCUGUUAGUGGACGAGACAUCGGCGGGUCGAGAUUUUUACAAAAUUCUAGGUCUACGCAAAUCGGCCAGCAAAAACGAGGUCAAAAAAGCAUACAGAAAACUAGCAAAGGAGCUUCACCCGGACAAAAAUAAAGACGAUCCCGAUGCAGCGGAAAAGUUCCAAGAUUUGGGUGCCGCCUACGAGGUGCUGUCGGACGACGACAAACGCAAGUUGUACGAUCGGUGCGGCGAAGAGUGCGUGAAGAAGGAAGGCAUGAUGGACAACUCGGACCCGUUCGCUCAGUUUUUCGGUGACUUUGGAUUCGGCUUCGGCGGUCAAGAGCAGCGGGAAACGCCCCGCGGUGCGAACAUUGUGAUGGACUUGCACGUUACCCUGGAGGAGCUGUACAGUGGGAACUUUGUAGAAAUUACACGAAAUAAACCGGUCAUGAAGCCCGCUUCGGGAACGCGCAAAUGCAACUGCCGGCAGGAAAUGGUGACGCGAAACCUGGGCCCGGGACGGUUCCAAAUGAUGCAGCAAACGGUCUGCGAUGAGUGCCCGAACGUGAAGCUAGUAAACGAGGAGCGAACGAUCGAGAUCGAGAUCGAACCAGGCAUGGAAGAUGGGCAGGAGACGCGAUUCUCCGGUGAGGGCGAACCGCACAUGGACGGUGAUCCGGGUGAUCUGAUUCUGAAGAUCAAAACCGUUCCUCAUCCGCGCUUCGAGCGACGAGGUGAUGAUCUGUACACGAACAUCACGAUCAGCUUGCAGGAUGCGCUGGUAGGCUUCGAGUUGGACAUCGUACAUCUGGAUGGACACAAGGUGACGGUGACCCGUGAAAAGGUCACCUGGCCCGGUGCGCGGGUACGAAAGAACGGCGAAGGAAUGCCAAACUACGAAAACAACAACCUCCACGGUACGCUGUACAUUACGUUCGACGUCGAGUUCCCCAAAACGCAGUUGAGUGACACGGAGAAAGAAGACAUCAAAAAUCUACUAAACCAGCCCUCGAACAACCGCGUGUACAAUGGACUGCGAUACUCUUAACUGACCCGUCGGGCAUAAAACGGGAAUUUUGCAUCUACACGGCCUCCCUACGGUCGUAACGGGGCUCAACCAAUAGCUUGAUAAUGUAAACGCGAUUAUCUAGUAACCUAGGCUGACAACAAAUUUAGCGUAUGAACCAAGGGACGAAAGAUCCUUAAAGUCUUCUGCCCUGAUGGUAAUGUGGAACGUUAAUCGAUCUAAGUUAGACCAUUAUUCCCUUCCUCUUUUCCGCAUAGUUACGUCCAGAGAAUCCAACCGCAGGACCGUUUUCGUGUCCCGCAGAAUUGUAUUUAUUAUUUUCUGUUGUGCCUUCCUUUCCCAAAUUCCACCCUCCCUCUUGAUGGCUUGAUACGAUCAAUUUUCCUUUUGUAAGACGAUUUUGUAAAUAUGCGUUAGGUGAAAAAAAAAACACGAGAUCAAUAAAAAAUAUCCUUAAACGAGUUCGAAUGAA